AUGGCUGACCCCAAUUCGACCGUGUCAGAAGCUUCUAGACCUCGCUCUCAACGGAGAUCGUUACUCGACGAUAGGCAGAGCGCAUCAGGCGAGGAUUACUACCAUUACCGCCGUGAAGUUCCUCGCGAAUUAAACAAAGAUUACUACAAGAUGGAUCCUUAUCCUAUGACGCCGCGCGCUGCAAGGUUCCAGCAACCAGCCGACGAUGUAAUUUCAUUUUCCAGGCCAAUGAACAGUACUGGAGAGGGUCGAGCAAGAUUGAGAGCAAGCAAAACUAUAUCUGACUAUGGGGCUUACCCAGAACUCUCGAGCUAUGGAAGUUAUAAUCCUCAUGAUAAUCUCAUGUACAAUGAACGCCCUUACCUGCCAGUUGGUGCGGGAUACGAACCAUACUACUGGGUUCCAGCGCCACCGAUAUAUGAUCACAUUGCACCUGGAGCUAAGACGGAACCAGAGGUGGCUAUGAAUCAAGUGCAAAGUUACUAUAAUAGUGGUGAGGAUUACGACAUUGUCUCAAAUGAUCCAGAAGACGAAGAAUCUGCGGUGCACCAUGUGGUUAAACUGAACUUUCCACAAUCGACCGAUAUCAACAACGAAAUUACACAUCUUUUCAAUGCCCGAAAGAGGGCUUUCACAGACCAGCCAACUUUUGGCUAUGAAAACAAAAUUGAAAAAAAGGAGUACGAAAUCGUGCAAACACAACUGCGAAUUGCAUCGAACGACUUGGAUCAUGAUAUUGCGCUCCUUACGUACGAAGACAAGUCUGAAAAAACUGAUGCGUCUAGACCCAAGCCUGAGACUCGCUGGAUGUAUGUGUAUCCUUUGUUGAAAUUCGCUGCACAGACGUCCCAAGUCUCACAAUAA
Messenger RNA from Penicillium soppii, 864 nucleotides. RefSeq names its product Mg2+ transporter protein CorA-like/Zinc transport protein ZntB. The coding region runs from base 1 to 864 and encodes 287 amino acids. The transcript has a single exon. The record is from RefSeq and is a predicted model, not a curated record. NCBI's taxonomy places the organism in Eukaryota, Fungi, Ascomycota, Eurotiomycetes, Eurotiales, Aspergillaceae.